This is a messenger RNA of Saprolegnia parasitica CBS 223.65, 183 nucleotides long. RefSeq lists its product as hypothetical. The record is from RefSeq and is a predicted model, not a curated record. Bases 1 to 183 code for a protein of 60 amino acids. Lineage: Eukaryota; Oomycota; Saprolegniomycetes; Saprolegniales; Saprolegniaceae. The transcript is spliced from 2 exons.
AUGGUCGAAGGAGCCGCCGUCCGCGCCAUCAUCAUUGGCGCUGGCCAGCGUGGCCGCGCCUACGCAGAGUACGCCCUCGAGCGCCCCGACCUCUUUCAAGUGGUUGGCGUCGCCGAGCCCGUGGCGUACUGGCGGGACCACACUGCCUCGACGUACGUUGGCGUUGGCAUCCAUACGCCGUAG